Scheffersomyces amazonensis is the source of this 2312-nucleotide messenger RNA. RefSeq lists its product as uncharacterized. Gene Ontology annotation, molecular function: phosphatidylinositol-4,5-bisphosphate binding. The coding region runs from base 140 to 2071 and encodes 643 amino acids. Gene Ontology annotation, biological process: TORC2 signaling. Gene Ontology annotation, cellular component: cytoplasm; plasma membrane; TORC2 complex. NCBI's taxonomy places the organism in Eukaryota, Fungi, Ascomycota, Pichiomycetes, Serinales, Debaryomycetaceae. The record is from RefSeq and is a predicted model, not a curated record. The transcript has a single exon.
AGAUGAGGAAGAUGAGGAAGAUGAAGAUGAAGAUUAUAGUGAUGAAUUUGAAGAUUUUGAUGAUGAUGAAGAUGAUGAAACUUCAUCUACUGAUUCAGCAUUUACAGACAUUGAAACAGAUUCAAUUUUAGAUUCAUCUAUGUUACUUGAUACAUAUGUUGCCAAUCCCAAUAGUUUUUCAUUUACAACCCAAACCAAUUCUAAACGAGAAAGGAAAACUAAAAGAGGUACAUCAUUUGAUAAUCCUAGUUUAUCUAAAACAGGUAAUUUUAGACAAAAUUCUAUUGCAAAUUCUUCAAAAGUUUCUACUAUAAAAUCAACUAAUUCAUUAAAUAAAGAAAAGAAACCUUCAGUAGUAUUUGAAAAAAUUGAUCGAGAAAUUUCUAAACCAAUUAUAAAAUCUUCUAAUUUAAGUUCAUUAAUUCAAGCUCGAUUUAAAUCUCCAAAUGUAAAUCCAUUAAAAUAUUUUACAUUUGUUGAAAGUGAUGUAACUAAUAUAACCAAAGCAUCAGUUGAUAUUUUUUUACCUCCUAAUAGAAUUCCUAUAUUACGAGAUUUAAAAAUUAAUGAUAAUGUAUCAAUAUCUGAUUGUAUUGGAUUUAUAUUAUUAAAUUUACAUCAAAUACCAGAAUUUACUAAAAAUGUAUCUGAUCCAAUAAUUUUAAAUCCAAUAUAUUGGAGACUUGAAUUAGUUGAUGAAGAUGGAGAAAAUUAUGGAUCUUUUGGAGUAUUAGAAAGAAAUCGGAAUCUUAAAUCAUAUAAUUAUCCUAAAGAAUUAGCAUUAUGUAAAGUUAAUGAUCAAAAGGAAAUUGCCAAGAAUGAAAGUCAAUUCCCUCUUGCUAUGGAAUUUAAACAAAAUUUACUUAAACAUCGACAAAAUAAAGAUGAAAUAAUUAAUGAAGAUCAAAUUCCUAAUGGUAAGAUUCAAUUAAAAAUUUCUAUGCCUUUAGUAAUUUCUAGUACUUCAACAAGUUAUUUAUAUUAUGCAAAUAGUGAUGAUUCUUCAGGUUAUAUAUUACGAGAAUUUUGUACAGAACAUGGAUUACCCAUGUCUAAAUUUCAAUUCAAGAUAUCUUCUAAAAAGUCUAAUAAUACUACUACUACUACUACUACUAAUAAUAAUAAUAAUAAUAUUAAAAGUACAAGAAAGGUUCAUAGUUCUAAUUCUAUGCUUGAAGAAUCUCUGAUAUCAAGGAUUGUUCGAGAUGAUGAAAAGGCAGGAGAUUUAGUAGGUUAUACACUUGAAUUAGCUCCUAUUGGUAAUAGACUUAGUUUUAUUGGAACUAGUUCAAUUGAUAAUCUGUUAUUAAAUAAUACUAUAACUCCAUCAGAAGGUACAUUCACUAUGAAUAUUACUCCUGAUAAGAAACAAUUGGAAGAAAAGUUCCAUGCACUUCCUAUGGAACAACCUGAAUCAUCAACAAUUUCCAGAAGAGUUACUUCAACAUUAAGAAGAAAAGAACCGCCACCACCUAGUGUAAAAGAGAUCAAAGCCGCUAUUAAUUCUAAUAAAUAUCUUGAUGAUAUUAUUACGGGGAAGAAUCCUCUGUUACCUACUAAUUUAAAUUCAAUUUAUUUUAAAUGGAAAGUAUGGAGAAAGAAAACGACUAUUUUAAAUAAAAUGGAACGUUCAUUGGUUAUUGAUGGUGAUUAUAUUCAUUUAACUCCAUCUGAAGAUGUGGUGUUCAAAUUAAAUCCUGGUGAUAAUCCAUUUGGACAAAGUGAAAUGAAUCAAAAUCAAAACCAGAAUCAAAAUCAAAAUCAAACGCAAAAUCAAAAUCAUCAUCAUCAUCAUUAUUAUAAUUAUAACAAUUAUUAUAAAGAACUGUUAAAGAAGACUAGUUCAUUUCAUAUUACACAAAUUGUUAAAUUAAAACAGUAUAAAGAUUCUAAGAAUCCUAAUCAUUUUAAGAUUGUUAUUCAAAAACCAGUAGAUAGUGCUACAAGUGGUAAAGAUAAUGCACCUAUUAAAAAGAAGUAUGAUUUAGAGGCUAGAAGUGUGAGUGAAUGUCAAGAGAUUAUAGAUAAGAUUCGGUGGGUACUUCAAGUGUACAAUGCCUCGAACUUUUAGGACAAUAUAGAAUAUAGAUAGUAAGAGACAAUACAAGUAAUGCAUUGUAAAGUAAGUUAUAGGCAAUGUAAUGAUGUGUAUUAAGCUAUUAUAUUCAAAUCAAUCUGUAAUUAUAUUUAUCAAAAGUUGUUGUAUCUCUUUCAUAGUUAUUGUAUUUUAAUUUCUUUUCAAUCUUGCCUAUUCAUUAAUAAUCUUAUAUAAUCAUAUACUUUAUAAUCAUACACUUUAUAAUCAUUCUUUA